Ylistrum balloti is the source of this 1080-nucleotide messenger RNA. RefSeq names its product lactosylceramide 1,3-N-acetyl-beta-D-glucosaminyltransferase B-like. The record is from RefSeq and is a predicted model, not a curated record. NCBI's taxonomy places the organism in Eukaryota, Metazoa, Mollusca, Bivalvia, Pectinida, Pectinidae. The coding region runs from base 1 to 1080 and encodes 359 amino acids. Gene Ontology annotation, molecular function: hexosyltransferase activity; UDP-glycosyltransferase activity. Gene Ontology annotation, cellular component: membrane. The transcript has a single exon.
AUGACAUUCGUAAACAUCAACCGUAAAGCCAUUCUGAUUCCAUCAAUGAUGAUUUUCACGUACUAUGUCGUAAGGAUGUUUACUCCUGCUGCUCCGCCACCGGACCCACCCGACCUUAACUUCACAAUCAACUUUUCAUAUCCCCUAGAUACUGACAUGGAGAGACUGGUCUCGGACUAUCGGAAGGGUUACAUAAUCAAUGAGGAGAUCGUCAACCCUUUUCCAUAUGAGUUCAUAAAGAAUCCUUCGAACAAAUGCACGCUCACUGAGGCAGAGGUUAAAGUUCAAAACAUGGUUUUCAUACUGUUUAUGGUCAAAUCGGCUUAUGAAAACCAUGAACUUCGAAACGUCAUUCGUCAAACAUGGGGAAAUGAGAAGUACCUAACACAUUUUAACAUCAAAACUGUGUUCACAGUGGGAGUUCCGAAGGACAGGAGUAAAUUUAACCUGAUAAAAAACGAAAGUGAUCAAAUGAAAGACAUAGUCCAAGUCGACCAUAUCGAUACAUAUUAUAACAAUACAAUAAAAAUGAUGGCAGAGUUCAACUGGGUUGUCAAGUUUUGUCGAAAUGCCAGAUAUGUUAUACUGAUAGACGAUGAUUAUUUCGUAUCACCUGAAGCUUUGGUGACCAUGUUGGAACAUUCCUCGGAAGUGAGAAAUACAAAGCGCCUGUACAUGGGAAACAAAAAAACACAAUCGAAACCACGUCGAGACAAGCGAAGUAAAUGGCAUGUGCCAUAUUCCGAAUAUCCGUAUGACAUUUAUCCGGAUUUUAUAAACGCUGGAACCAUCAUAAUGUCCAUGGACUUUGUUAUCGACGCUCAGAUCGCAAUGAUGUAUACGAAAUUGUUUCGACUAGACGAUAUAUUUCUUUCCAUUGUGGCACGGAAGUUGAACGUGCCUGCCUUAGGGACUGAACGCGUGUUUAGCAUAAGUGUCAUGCCAUGGGAUCGUCUAAAUUUUGAAUUCCUCGUCACCGCUCAUCAUUACAAAGUUCCUGAUUUACAGUGGCUCUGGAGACGACAUGGCCGCCGGAGAAAUUCAAACAUUCGACCAAGAUAUACUGGCUCUAACACCUAG